This is a messenger RNA of Solanum stenotomum, 411 nucleotides long. RefSeq lists its product as uncharacterized. Bases 1 to 411 code for a protein of 136 amino acids. NCBI's taxonomy places the organism in Eukaryota, Viridiplantae, Streptophyta, Magnoliopsida, Solanales, Solanaceae. The record is from RefSeq and is a predicted model, not a curated record. The transcript has a single exon.
AUGAAAAAGAAGUAUCAAGGCACUACAAGAGUGAAGCAAACACAACUUCAAGCCUUGAGAAGGGACUUCGAAACUUUACAGAUGAAGGAAGGUGAAUCUGUCACUAGCUAUUGGGCCAGAACCAUGGAGAUAAGCAACAAGAUGCGAUUUCAUGGCGAGAAGAUGAAUGAUGUCACAAUCGUUGAAAAUAUACUGCGUUCAUUGACACCGAAAUAUGAUUAUGUCGUUUGCUCUAUUGAGGAGUCAAAAGACAUAGAUGCUUUGUCUCUUGAUGAAUUGCAAAGCUCUUUGUUGGUGCAUGAGCAGAAGAUGACCCGAAGUUCAACUUCUGAGGAGCAGGCCCUGAAGGCUUCUACUUUUAUUUCUUCCAAUUCUAGAGGAAGGGGUAGAGGUAGAGGUAGAGGNNNCUAG